GGAAACCCACUUGUCAGAUUUUUUCCACAUUUGUACACAUGUUAAAAGGUACCAAUCCACCCAGCACAUCCUUGGUUCAAGGGUGUUUCACUUCUUUCCAUCCAGCAAUGAAAUACACUUUCUGUGUGUAAUGGAUAUGUAUAGUAAAGUUUUUGGUCAUUACCAGAAAUGAAAACUAAUGAACUGUUACUGAAAUGCAUGUUUUGCGAAAUAGAAACUUGCAAUGUCAUUUUCUUAUUGGUUUGUCUAAUUUCAUAGGCCCUGCCUGUACGACUGGAGAUAUAUACGCUACAAUACAGGAACAAUGGCCAUCACCUGCAAUAUCCAAAUCUUACCAGACAUCCCAUACACGGCAAACUUAUCAGGAUCAACCAAUCACAACUCCUGCUGCCUACCAGGAUCAGCCAAUCACAGUGCCUGCUACCUACCAGGAUCAAACAAUCACAGCCCAUAGUACAUCCAUGAUGUUACAAAAUGCAAAUCAAUUAUAUGAUACAAUCGAUGCAGUCCCGCCACCUUUUGAGGUAUCUGAUAACUACACUUGCUCGUUAUGCUAUAAAAACAUGUUUUCAAAACGUUGUUUGGAAUACCACAAUCAGUUGGUACAUAACAAAUAUUGCGACGUAUGCAACCGUAGACUCGAUCAACUGGGUGAUGAUCCGACCAAUCACGGUGCUGCGCACACAGGGGAGAAAUCACACCAAUGUCGGGACUGCUAUAAAUUGUUCCAAAGCAAUCGAGGCCUCCAGCAUCAUCUAGCUAAAGAUUUACAAUGUGCUGUGUGCAGCAAAAUCGUAAUUGAGACCAAUAAGGUGACACAUAUGAGAUCUCAUGUUGAAAUGUUUCAAAAAAAGUAAAAGAUGUCCAAAAUGAGGCACAAUUUGGUAUGAGAUGUGUUAAAUAAAUAAAUUGAGAAGUAUGAAAUCGAAAUGUUAGCCUACUCAGUAGAUGUUCAAAACAAGGUCAGAAGGUAGACAUGGUAAAUUGUCAAAUAAGGGAUAUCACAUUAAAUAUGUGAGAAAUAUGAAAUGUUACUGUACAAUGUUGAAAACAAGGCAUUGGCAUGACAACAUGUCAUUGGCAUGACAACAUGUCAUCAUAUGCAAGGAUCUAAAUGAUUUGGUGAGGUAAAGUAUAAUUGGCGAGGCAA
Owenia fusiformis is the source of this 1150-nucleotide messenger RNA. The record is from the annotation of a GenBank genome assembly. NCBI's taxonomy places the organism in Eukaryota, Metazoa, Annelida, Polychaeta, Sabellida, Oweniidae.